AUGCUGCCCCGAAGACCGCCCCGCGUGAAGGAAGAACGAAACUAUACCCUUGAGUGUCACGCUUCUCUCUUCCUCGAACUUCUUUGUUUCCAACCAAAAUUAUAUCACGUUCCCCCGACCAGCAAUCUGGGUGAUAGGAAGAUGCAUCGAUUUUGCUUUCGUGUUCCCAACAUUUUCAUCAUACUCAUUUCAAGACCUAGCCCUACAAUGAGCUCCUCCACAUCAACAGUCAACCCGGACGAAGGGAAGACAAGGAAGAAGUCCACCGACCCCGCGCUAGCGAGCAAACCAAUCUGGUCUUUCUGUGCCAUGGUGCUAGAUCGACUAGUUCCACGUUGUUCCUUUGCUGAUUGUUUCUUUCACCCCGCUGUGGCACGAUGACGAGUAAAAAUCCAGUCCUCCUGAGCACCAGUCAGAACAUCCUCCUGAGCACCUGCAAUGGGUUGUGCGAAACUGGUACACAAGACUAAGUACUGCCGAAUGCGUGCGAUGAAGCUGUGGCGCGUGCAUAUUCUGCAAUACAGAUGAAUGUCUUUGCGCUUUUUCGGAAAAUUGUAUAUGUUACUCGCUCAAUCCUUGUGUUGUCAUGGGUGGCGAAGUGUCUAACUUACAUUUGCCUGAUUGUGAUCAUUGGAAAUAAACAUAAAGUAAAUGGAGUUGAUCUUGAUGAAGAUGAACAGGACUUUGGUUCUUUGCAAUGCGGAAAGAAAAC
Amoebophrya sp. A120 is the source of this 712-nucleotide messenger RNA. NCBI's taxonomy places the organism in Eukaryota, Dinophyceae, Syndiniales, Amoebophryaceae. The record is from the annotation of a GenBank genome assembly.